Molecule: messenger RNA, 3791 nt
Organism: Nylanderia fulva
Lineage: Eukaryota; Metazoa; Arthropoda; Insecta; Hymenoptera; Formicidae
Gene: Cad96Cb
Product: protocadherin Fat 4-like Cad96Ca
Biological process (GO): homophilic cell-cell adhesion; cell-cell junction assembly; multicellular organism development
Cellular component (GO): catenin complex; adherens junction; membrane
Molecular function (GO): cadherin binding; beta-catenin binding; calcium ion binding
Source: RefSeq, a predicted model, not a curated record
CCCUGUAGGGUUCCAAAGAUAGGGGUCAGUUAUGUGUGCUCGGGCACACAUGCAUACACACAUAUCGCGUCCGUUCCCCCAUCGUAUGUACAUGAAAGCAAACACCUGUUCGCGGUGCGAUUCAGGUGGACGUUUCUGUUGGUCGUCGCGGUCCCCCCUUUCUGACACAAUAGGGAGCCAGCCGACUUCCCGAGUGCCGCUCCGGCCGCUUUGCUCGACGGCUCCGUUUUGUAGUAAAAGAGUUCCACAGCCCUACAGCGCGUCGUAGUCGUAGCCGAGUUUGAUACGAGAUAGAUCCAGGUCGAUCGUAGUGUGAAGGCGCACGGAGUGUGAAAAGCGUGUGACGUUAAACGAAAAUCAGUGCGGAAAGACAAAACUGCGAAAUGCAUAAAUAAGAGGAGACGAUUUUGGAAGUCUGUAGAAAAUCAAAAAUCUACAACCGCGUAAAAAAGUAAGGGACAUUCAAUUAAUUCAACAAAAAAUGUGAAGAUACCAAGAAGUAGGGUUUAAUUUAAGUAAAAUUUUCGGGAUUUUUUUUUUAAAACAUAGACAAAACUGUCGAUUUUUUAAUUGAAAAAUCAAGUUGAAGAAGAGGAUGAGUCGAUGUAUUUGUGAUAUAAAAUUUGAAAAAUGAAUGCUUACGUUGGUUAUGUAGUUAAAGAAACGUGAGUUGGAAGAGUGUCUGGUCGUGCCGAUCGAUAAAGACUAUUGAGGGUGCAAUUCGCAUACCCUUUGUGCUUUUCGUUCCAAGGGGCGUUUGACUAUAAUCAAAUGCAUGCUGGAGAAAAGAUUAACUAUCCAUGGGAUUUACGUUACUAAUGAAGAACUAGAGAUAUCGAGAGAUCUUUUAUCUUCUCAAACAACCAAGUCGUAGAUAUAUGGACGACGUGCUUCUUCCGAGUGAAUUUUGUGAUGAACGGAUCGACGAAAUCGAUGGACGAUGAUCUUGAAUUGCCAUGGGACGAAACGUAUUAAAGAUCUUGCUACUCCUCUGCUGCAUGCUGCAACCGCAUGUCGGACAAUUAAUUAAAGACAAGCGAUGCUUCCUGGAGAACGGAGCCACCGCGGCGCAUCUUUUUGUCAGCGAGGACCUGCCUGUCCGCGGCAUCGUGGGAGUCCUCGGAGUAGUGGGUGAUCCUGGCUUACAGGGUGACAUCGAACUGAGCUUGCAAGAGCCCGACAGUCCCGUCACAUUCUCGAAGAACUCGAAGAACUUGACUCUCGAUAGACCACUCGAUAAGGAGGGCGUCGAGGGACCAGCAAGUGUCUACAUCAACGUUAUCUGCGAGAAAAAGCACACCUCAGAUCCGGGAUAUAUCAUACCAGUGAACAUUCGGGUGACCGACGCAAAUGAUAAUUCACCGCAAUUUGUAAAUGCACCUUACGUAUUGAAUAUUUCUGAGGUUACCGUCGUCGGAACGAGAGUCCUACAAGGAGUCCGAGCUGUCGAUGCUGAUCAACCAGGACCAUAUUCUACUGUGCAAUACGCGGUUUUACCAGGAAUUUAUUCAGACUAUUUUGUUUUCGUAAACGCUUUGGAAGGCACUCUCGUAUUAAGGAAAUCGCUAGAUUACGAGGCUCUCACCAACUUUUCCGUUAGCAUCCGCGCUCAAGACCAAGGUAAUCCGCCACGUUCAUCGACGACGACGUUAUAUGUUAAUGUUAUCGAUGCUGACGAUCAGAAUCCAGCUUUUUUGAAUGAUCAAUACAAGGUCACUGUACCCCGUCACAUCAAGGGGAGAAGAACAUUAAAAGUGACUCCUGCCGCGAUAAAAGCCGUGGAUCAAGAUAUUGGAAUAAAUGCGCCAGUACGAUAUACCAUUCGAAGUGGAAUCUUACCCUUUCUGGAUUUAAAUCCCGAAACUGCAGAAAUCGUCAUGAUACGAUCAUUACAGGAUAACGAGCUAAUGACAUCGGCGACUAUUGUCAUUAAGGCUACUCAAGUAAAUAAUCCAGAUAGAUAUGCUCUUGCCACAGUCAUCGUGUCGCGAGAAGAUGGUUAUGGAGUUGGACCAACAGCAGGUGGUCGAUUACCCGUGAAAUUCGUGCUGAAGGAUCAUCAAACGAACGUACCAGAGGAUACGCCGCCUGGGAGCGUACUUCUAACGACAGGAGUCAAUAAAGCCGAUCCUGAUUUAAGAUUUUGGCUGGUGGGCGCGACCGAGGAUCUGGAGAGAUUCUCGAUCACUAAUUCUGGCGAGUUGAUCCUCAAAGGUAAUUUGGAUUACGAGCGACGGGUCCAGCAUAAUUUCCUGGCUCACGUCACAGAUGGAUAUCAUAAUGAUACGUCACGAGUAAACAUUUCGGUCGAAGACGUGAAUGAAUGGGAACCUCGAUUUCGAUAUACCCGCUAUGAAUUUCACGCUCCUUCUGCGAGAGAUGGUUCUGUCGUUGGAAGAUUAGAAGCAGCUGACGGCGAUAGGGGCGAUAAAGUUAGCUUAUCUCUCAGAGGACAAGAUGCGAGAUCUUUCGAGAUUAAAGAUAACGGAGAAUUGGUGCUACGAUCGCCAAGUUCAUUUAACGGAUCUGUGGCUCGAUUUAUGGCAGUAGCUUCUGAUACCGGAAAACCAUCCAAAUACAGUAUGAUCCCGGUGAUCGUUCAUAUACCAAAUAGCGGCUCGUUGCCGAUCGCCGCAAGAGCUGCACCUGCUUGGCUCGGAAGCAGUGUAUUAUUAGUUGCAAUCUUCGGUGCAGUUUUAGGUCUUCUUGGAGUCGUCAUACUCAUCCUCAUCCUUUACAUUUACAAGCACAAAAGACCCAAAAGCGGUGGUUCAGUCAGUUCUGUAGGUACGGGAUAUCGUGAGAAAUCACCGGUUCCCUCGGCUCUGAGCCCGACACCGCAAGUGCUAGGUGCCAAUCUUCUUCAGGAUACUUUAGAAGGUCCACGAAAUCGACGUCACGAUAACGACAGCAACGAGAAUGAUACCAGUAGCCGUAACGAUAUCGAUAAUCCCGUCUUCGGAGAAAUCAAUGAAAGCUCAUACGGCGCUACGAUUAAAAGUAUAGCAUCAGCGAGACAAUUACCAUUAUAUGCCAGACAUAAAGUGGCACCCGCUCCGAAUCCGCCAACUUUAUCAGCUACUUCGAAUAUCCCCAAUAUUGGCGGAUUAGUGCAGAAUAUGAACGAUUUGAGUGCUAGGACCAAUUUAGAUGCUGGAUCUCAUGAUUCCUCAAAUUAUUCAGGAGAUCCUCCAGAUUCCUUGGUACCAGCGUGGCCUGCUAAUUCAGCACUGCCAAGAAUUAAAAAAUUGUCCUGGGACGAUGACGAUAGGACCGUGGACAGCGUUGAGGUUGCAGCGGAAACACGAACCGGAGACAAUCAAGCUGGCAACGAGAGGCUCAAUCUCACCGUGUAUUUUUAAUGAUCAUUUAUUAUGUAAAUGGGACGAUAUCGCCGACGGAUGACUGUCGUAAGUGCUGUUCAACCAAUCUAGUUAAAUAAAAUUUCGUUGAUGUCGAAAUUAUCUGUGACUGAACUUCGAUGAAUCGCAAUGCAAUGUGACCUUAUGUGUGUAUUCGGUCCACGGAACAUCUGUGUUAUCGUGUGUUAUCCUGCAUUAAUUCACAUCAUCCUGAACGGAUUAUAUUCGUUAUCUGCUCGACGCGACAUCGAUCUCUGAUUGCGAAAAAAAGUAAUGAUUAAAAAAUUGCUGGAAAUCAAAUGGAGAAAUCGUACAGAGAGCACAAAAAAUGAAAUGUUAAAUAUUAAAAUGAAAAGGAGAAGAAAGUAAGCCGAAAAAUGAGGGUAUAAAUCUGAUUGAGGCAAGUAAACAUUAUUAAUAUUUAAAAAA